AUGGAGUCCCACAGCGUAAUGGCCCAAGAAGACCUCAUGGCGUCUUCCAUCAAAAGCAUCAAUGCCCAAGGAGCUCGCGACGAUAAAUUGACUUUAUCGAAUGGCCUGGCAGAAACCAUUAGGGCCAACACACGUCGCUCCAACCGGCAGAACAACCACCGUGAUCCGGAUCGGGCUCCAAGACUACCAUCGGAAGAGACGACGAAGGUUGUGCAAUCGUCGGCUCGCUUGAUCAGAGACUCACUAGUUCCAUCAAAAAAACUCGAUGGCGGUGAGACCGAAUUUCUACCACUUGAUAGGCUAGAGGAAAUUGUCACAGAGGAGCAAGUCUCUUGCGCUCUUGCUGAUAUGCUCCCCGCCAGCGGAAAGCCACCCACGUUUGCAAGCAUCGCACGGAGCGUUGUGUGCCCAGUCGACGACACAGAUGCGGAACGACCCCGGCAUCUAAGAACAAGGAGACAACUAUUUGCUAUCCUCUUAUUGGUAGACAAGGUCGACACCAUCAGCGAUUUCAUUAAUGAAGGUAUAUAUGAUAGCGAUCUCCCUUUUAUUCUCGGCAAGGAUGAAAGGGAAGGAGACAGCAUCCGGACACUCAGCCGCAUGGUCGAAGGAAAGAAACAGACAAUCGAACUGUUUCUGAGAUGGCGUGAUGUUGACAUGGAAUCAUUUCACCAUCAGCAAUGGAAGGUCAAUAUCCCCGUUUUCCACGUCGACGAGAAAAGGAAUUCUAAGGAACCCCUCCACACUCUCAGUGACAGAGCUAUUUUGCCUUUCUUGGACGUGGUGAAGGCGGGCAGGGGAUAUUCUGGUGCUGUUCACAAAGUCGAAAUACAUCCCAGCCACCACAACCAGCCAUGCGAACCAGGGAAAAAGCUGUAUUACGCAGUCAAGAAGAUAAGCUCGUUGAGCCAGGAGGUUAAUAUCACUGAUAUCAACAAGGAAGUGUCGAACCUCGGUCGGUUUGCCGACAGCGACCACCCUCACCUGAUUAAGCUUCUCUGGACCUACAAGCAAGGCGACGAUUUCCACCUUGUGUUUCCGUGUGCUGACGGAAACCUGUUGAACUUUUGGGAGAAGCAUGACUCCCCGGUCAAAGGCAAAACUGACGUUGGCCGUCGUGCUGGGGCGCUUUGGGUUGCUCGGCAGUGUUUAGGCAUUGUUGAAGGCCUUAGCAUGAUUCAUACCGAUGACCGCAAUGGACCAGGCGAAACGGGCCGUAAGAAAUAUGGCCGACAUGGAGACUUGAAACCGGAGAACAUCCUCUGGUUUCAGGACCCCGACUCGCAGGCGCAAGAAGGCGGCUACAAUCCUGGCGCGCUCCAGAUUUCAGACUUUGGGUUCAUGAGAUUUAACAGCAGCUACUCGAGACUUUGGAUUAACGCCGAGACUGUGGGAAUGACGCCGACUUAUCGUCCCCCAGAAUACGACGUUUUCAGAAAAGUCUCUGCGAAGUCUGACAUUUGGUCGCUCGGCUGCGUUUUUCUUGAGUUCGUAACUUGGUACCUCGAUGGUUGGGAGGGAGUUAGCCGGUUCAGACUCGCAAGGGCAGAUGAGGAAAAUCACAAUAUAAUACCAGGAGACACGUUUUUCAGCGAUCUAAGAAGACCAGACACCGGUAUUUGUGCGAGAGCUAAGAGGUCCGUCGCCAAGGAGUUCGAAGCCCUGUGCGAACACCCGGAUGGAUCUGACUUUACAGACGAACUUCUGAUGUACAUAAAGGAGCGCCUUCUUCGGCUGGAACCAGAUAAACGGGCGGAAUGCGACGAGAUCUACGCUCAAUUUGAGAUGUUUUACGAAGCUUGUGAAAGCAGGUCCGACUACUGUCUCAGUCGCUCAAAGGAGCCCCCUUCCCGAAAGGCUACAGAUCUAUCACUUUUAGUGUCACGAGAGAUAAAAUUAUCACCUCAAUUAAUGUCAUCUCUCCGCCGGGGGCAUCUAUGGCUGCAACGACAGCCCGAUCUCAAGGAGGAAGAUCUUGACAAAGAUCUUGGUCUACGAGAGCCCGGCGCGAGCAACCGCAUUCUUUCGCGGUCGCAGUCCGACAACCCAAUGGAUAUCUUGGAACAAGCCGCCAAGAGGGAAAAUUCUCCAGAUACGCACGAGUCAGUAGAACGAUCUGGCGGUGUUGAGUCGGAGAGUACACCUUUGACAUCGUCGCUGCAAGCCGCGCAACCCAAUCUCGACAAUGCGCUUGCUCCACCUGCCGCCGCGAAUCAGUCCCUGAGAAUUGCCCCCGUUAUCUCGGCGAACAACCCAAGGAUGCAAGCCAACACCGAUCAUUUCAAUCCCCAGAUGCAGGAGACCUUGAAUGAAUCGAGACAAAAGCAGGGCAAGCAUAUCCUCUCAGUGCAUAUUGGCAUCAACGUCAGCGAUCUAAAGGACAACAAACACCCCAACGACAAGGGUUACAACAAAAUGGUGGAUGCCUGGCUCCAGUCUAUUCUCGAGGCCAACCUUCGAGGCUGGUUGAAGGAGCCUGUGAAACGUACCAGGCGAGAGGCACCAGGUGAAAUGGCCUGCCUCGCAGACGUUGACAGCGACGGUAGGGCUGAUAUCACUGUUCUGUAUGAGGAUGGCGCCGCGGCGCGCGUGUGGAAGAAUGUGGACAAUGGCCGCAAGUUCGAAUCGCUCGAUGCGAAGUGGGCAGCGGGUCUGGCGCCGCGCGUUAAGGUAACUAUCGAAGACGUGGAUGGCGACGGGUACGCAGACUACGUCGUCGUCGUUUGGGACGGUGACACCGUAGGUAUGUGGCGCAACGCUAUCGGCGAGGGCCGCGAUGACAACUGGGAGGAUCUUGGCACCAUCACACCUAGUGUACAGGGCAUGUUUCUUGCCGUUAAUGAUGACGGAAGCAUCCGUAUGUUUAAGAACCUGGGUAUCAUCUGCGGCAGUGACAGCGAAGGUACGACUAUGUGCUUCGCCGAUCUCACCGGCGACGGUAAGGACGACGUCAUCUCUGUCGUUGCCCACGAUCGCAUGUGCCUGGAUCAACCAAGGCCAGGCUUCUGGGACUCCAUCGGCGAGAUCACCACCGGCCUCCCGGAUCAGGAUCUCUCGACCUCGCGUAUGGAGUUCGCCAACGUCAACGGCGAUGAUAAAGCGAACUACCUCAUCACCUGCGGAAGGGGUGCCGCCAAUGCUUAUAUUAACGUGAACAGGUGGGGGUUUAUCGAAUCCCCACCUGAAACCGGUAGUGGCGACGACAGCGAAGGAGGGAACGGUCCUCGCCAGGACGCCUCAGCGCCUGCUGGAUACUUCAUUCUGAGCUCCUUCAUUCGGCUGGAAAGUUUGCUGCUCAACUUUCACAGUGCUCUCAAUGAUGGGCAGGGCAAUAUCGGCAGUCGCAUGGGCAAGUCCGCCGAGCUUUUCGUAUCGAAAAAGGAGCCCAAGCUCGAUAUCCUCAUCGUUCUCGACAUUACUAGCAUUGGAUACGCCAGUCUUGCCGCUUCGAUAUGGAACAAAGUGAUCAAGAACCGGGACUUUUCAAAGAAGCGCCCGGCCCAUUACGACACAGCCAAGGAUUUUACCAACACUUGGCAUAUCAAGGCAUCACUUUGGCCAAGGAUCUGA
This is a messenger RNA of Scedosporium apiospermum, 3570 nucleotides long. RefSeq lists its product as uncharacterized. Bases 1 to 3570 code for a protein of 1189 amino acids. Lineage: Eukaryota; Fungi; Ascomycota; Sordariomycetes; Microascales; Microascaceae. Gene Ontology annotation, biological process: peptidyl-serine phosphorylation; peptidyl-threonine phosphorylation. Gene Ontology annotation, molecular function: protein serine/threonine kinase activity; ATP binding. The transcript has 8 exons. The record is from RefSeq and is a predicted model, not a curated record.